Molecule: messenger RNA, 351 nt
Organism: Trypanosoma rangeli
Lineage: Eukaryota; Euglenozoa; Kinetoplastea; Trypanosomatida; Trypanosomatidae
Product: dynein light chain
Exons: 1
Coding region: 1-351 (116 amino acids)
Biological process (GO): microtubule-based movement
Cellular component (GO): cytoplasm; cytoplasmic dynein complex
Molecular function (GO): dynein intermediate chain binding
Source: RefSeq, a predicted model, not a curated record
AUGGCGGUGACUGGCGGUGCGGACAUUGAGGAGCUCGUCAAGCGGAUCACAGACCACCCCGGCGUGCGGGGGCUGAUCAUUGUGAACACGGACGGCAUCCCCAUUCGCCACACCUUCCAGGAACAUUCCCGGCCCCUUGCCGUGCAGUACAGCGCGCUAUUCCAGAGUCUGGCGAUGAAGGCCCGAAGUGCCGUGAUCGAACUAGACAACAACAACGACCUGCUCUUCAUCCGUGUGCGCUCAAAGAAGCACGAGGUGCUUGUGGCUCCCGACACAAAGUACCUUCUAAUCGUCAUUCAACAGGUACGGAGUGAGGGUGACUUACCCAUCGGACAGGAGAAGACGGUGUAA